This is a messenger RNA of Rattus norvegicus (Norway rat), 1575 nucleotides long. Lineage: Eukaryota; Metazoa; Chordata; Mammalia; Rodentia; Muridae. The record is from RefSeq and is a predicted model, not a curated record.
AUUUGUGUUUAUAAAGUAUAUUGAUAGGAAAGCUCCCGUCCCACAGUUUAUAAAGAAGUAUACAGCACUCCUUGUGUUCUCAGUGGACUGCUGAUUUCACACACAACACUCUUUGUGAUUUUUGCUAAACCUUUGCCUCCUAGGUUAUCCCAUAAUUAUAAGUUACUGAGCGAGAGUAGUGUUAGCUUAAAUGUCAUCUUCACAGUUAAGGAAUAAGACAGAAGCACGAUGGAGAUGUACGUUGGAACUCAGCUCAGUUGUCUGUACAGCUUCAUUGUUGAAGUGAGUCAGGACUUCAGAACACUGGAAUAAUACUUUUUAAUUCUGAGUUGUUAUUCACAAUUUAGGCAGCAGGCAUAACAAUUAAAUUUACAUUAGAAACACAUUUUCCAUCAUUUUCUAAGCCCUAAGCAGUCAGUGAAAGCAUACACUAAGUCCUGAUCUUUUUGCUGGUUUCCAGGUAAAUGCGCACUCCAAUAAUGGUUUUGAGCUGGCAACAUAUUGUCAUGGAACAGAGUGGGAGACAGAUGUACAAUAAUAGCACAUCCUCAGAUAGUCCUUCCCGCACCCAGAUAAACCGCUCUGAGAGCACACAGCAUAAUAAAUCGACAAGCAAAGAGGCUGCCUGUAAGCGACAGAGUAGAGAAGCGUCCUGGGAUUCCUCACUAGUGCUGAAGAAACCGAAGCAGAACCCACUUUCCACAGUAACUGACUCUGAGGUGGCUUUGGUCAGCGCCUACCUUGAACAAAGACGAGCCAGGCGCCAUUCCCAGUUUCACCGGGUGAAUCAGAUCCAACAAGACAGUGACACCACUGAAUGUGACAGUGAGGAGUCAAACUCCGGAGUGUCAUCCUGGAAGGAGAGCGAAAGCGACCAUCAUCCGUCACCUGCCACUAUUAAGAGGAGGAAGUCAGUGGCGAGGCAAAGGGAUAUGGAAAACUAUGAAGUCCGAGAGAGGCCUUGUCUCCACUGCAAAGCCAUGAGAACCAGUGAGUGGCUGACACGUCACUUCCCACCAAGCACUUCAGUAACAACCCCCAUGAAGGGAGAGAUUCAAGAGGAGAAUUUGACACCUGGUAGUACCAACACAAAAUUAAGCAAGUUUUGAAUUUUGGCAUCUUUACCUUACUUGAAGUCAAAAAGAGGAGGUGAAUAAAACAUGGAAAUCAGAGUUGUAGGUGAGGGAGACGUUCACAAUAAAGCCUCUUUACUAACAACAAAAGUAUAAUUGGAGCCCAAGACAAAUUUCAAAUAUCAGACAGAUUCAUUGCUUAAAACAAGGGCAGAGAAUUUGUUCAUGCCACCAUGGGAACACAGAAGACCUGUAUCUUCUAUGAUCUUUUUUUUUUUUUUUUUUUUUUUGGUUCUUUUUUUCCGGAGCUGGGGACCGAACCCAGGGUCUUGCGCUUCCUAGGUAAGCGCUCUACCACUGAGCUAAAUCCCCAGCCCCAUAUGAUCUUUUUUUAAGUCAAAAGAGCCCAGGGCAGAUAGUCCAUACCCCAAGUAUAUGUAUUUUGUUUGUCUAUGAUACAAAUAUGAAAGCUCUUUGAAAAUAUAUUUAUGUUGAGAAACCA